CACAAGAGUAGGGUCUGGGGAGGGUGUGUGUACGCAGACCUUACCCCUACUCGAAAGUAGAGAGGCUGUUUCCAAAGAGACCCCCGGCUCAACGUCGAAAGUUGCAUUGCUUGACUAACUGCUACUUCAUUAAUUAAAGAAGCGCAGACAGUUUAGAGAUCCAUUUUGAUUUAUUCCAUCACACCCCAAAGCCAAAAAUGACCGAUCGGCUUCAUAAUCACGCGCCGUCGAGGUCGGCCAUCCGGUGGCAUACUUCGAACCAAUUCAGUUACAAGAUAUUCCUAUUUCUCUGUUGAAAGAUUGCAACAAUGGCUAAUAUGGUCAUAACAACGAUACUAGAAAAGAUGACUGGAAAGGACAAGGAUUACAGAUACAUGGCAACUUCUGAUUUGCUCAAUGAAUUGAAUAAAGAGGGAUUUAAACUUGAUGCUGAACUUGAAGCAAAGGUGUGUAAUGUUGUAAUACAGCAGCUAGAUGACGCAGCGGGUGAUGUUUCUGGAUUAGCUGUAAAAUGCCUUGCACCUUUGGUAAAGAAGGUUCGUGAGCCGCAAGUCUUGGAGAUGACAGACAAGCUUUGUGAUAAACUGCUAAAUGAGAAAGAGCAACAUCGAGAUAUUUCAAGCAUUGCAUUAAAGACAAUUGUUUCUGAAGUUCCUUCAUCUGUUGUGCAAUCUAUUCUCGUCUCUAUCUCCCCUAAGUUGAUUAAGGGAAUAACAGCGCCUAAGAUGAACACAGAAAUAAAAUGUGAAUGCCUUGACAUAUUGUGUGAUGUUCUUCACAAGUAUGGGACUCUGGUUACAUCUGAUCAUGAUGUAUUGCUGAGUGCAUUAAUACCUCAGUUAAGUUCCAACCAAGCCAGUGUUAGAAAGAAAAGUGUAUCAUGUUUAGCAUCUUUGGCAUCAAGCUUGUCUGAUGAUUUAUUGGCAAAGGUCACAACUGAAGUGGUAAAACUGUUGAGCAAUAAGGGAUCAAAACCUGAGAUGACACGAACUAACAUUCAGAUGAUUGGGGCGCUAAGCCGUGCUGUUGGGUAUCGUUUUGGUCCCCACUUGGCUGAUGCGGUUCCAAUACUUAUAAACUACUGUGUUACUGCAUCUGAGAAUGAUGAGGAAGUUCGUGAGUAUAGUCUGCAGGCACUUGAGAGUUUCUUGCUAAGGUGCCACAGGGAUAUUUCUUCUUACUGUAUUAAAAUUUUGCAUCUUACUCUUGAAUUUCUGAGCUACGAUCCAAAUUUCACGGAUAAUAUGGAAGAAGACACAGAUAAUGAACUUCAGGAGGAAGAUGAGGACGAUGAAAGUGCGGAUGAGUAUACUGAUGAUGAAGAUGUUAGCUGGAAGGUUAGGAGAGCAGCUGCAAAAUGCUUAGCAGCACUAAUUGUGUCUCGCCCUGAAAUGAUCUUGAAGUUAUAUGAGGAGGCUUGCCCAAAGUUAAUUGAUAGGUUUAAAGAAAGAGAAGAAAAUGUCAAGAUGGACAUGUUCAACACAUUCAUUGAGCUGCUGCGACAAACAGGAAAUAUCACGAAGGGACAUUCAGACUUCAACCAGUCAAGUCCUAGAUGGUUGCUAAACCAAGAGGUACCCAAAAUUGUUAGAUCUAUAAAUAAGCAGCUUCGGGAGAAGUCUGUGAAAACAAAGGUUGGUGCAUUUUCAGUUUUAAAAGAAUUGGUGAUUGUCCUGCCCGAUUGCCUUGCAGAGCAUAUUGGGUCACUCAUUCCUGGAAUUGAAAAGGCAUUAUGUGACAAGUCUUCUACGUCAAACUUGAAGACCGAAGCCCUUCUUUUCACUAGAUUAGUAUUGGCUUCUCAUUCUCCUCCUGUUUUCCACCCACAUAUUAAGGCGAUAUCUAGUCCUGUAAUAGCUGCUAUUGGUGAGCGAUACUACAAAGUUACAGCAGAAGCAUUAAGAGUUUGUGGUGAACUUGUUCGUGUUUUGCGACCUGAUAUUCAUGCUCACUGUUUUGAUUUCAGACCCUAUGUUCAUCCCAUAUACAAUGCCAUUAUGGCACGCUUCACUAACCAAGAUCAGGAUCAGGAGGUUAAGGAGUGUGCCAUUACUUGCAUGGGGCUUGUUGUUUCAACUUUUGGUGAUCACUUGCAAACUGAAUUACCUACUUGCCUUCCAGUUCUUGUUGACCGGAUGGGAAAUGAAAUAACUCGUCUAACUGCAGUGAAGGCUUUUGCGGUCAUAGCAGCUUCUCCAUUGCACCUUGACCUAUCAUGUGUUAUAGAGCAAGUGAUUGCUGAGCUAACUGCAUUUUUACGGAAGGCCAAUCGGGCACUUAGGCAAGCUACUCUUGGGACACUAAACACCCUCAUUGUUGCCUAUGGUGAUCAAAUUGGGUCAGCUGCAUAUGGAGUUAUUGUUGUGGAACUUUCAUCAUUGAUAAGUGAUUCUGAUCUGCAUAUGACUGCACUAGCACUGGAGCUCUGCUGUACCCUAAUGGCUGACAGGAGAUCGAGCUCAAGUGUUGGCUUGACUGUGAGAAAUAAAGUUCUUCCUCAAGCACUGGUUCUGGUGAAAAGCUCACUGCUUCAGGGUCAAGCUCUCUUGGCUCUACAAAACUUUUUUGCUGGUUUGGUUUCUUCAGCAAAUACAAGCUUUGAUGAGCUACUUGCGUCUCUGCUAUCAACUGCCAGACCUACCCAGUCUGGUGGUGUUGCAAAACAAGCCUUAUUUUCUGUUGCACAGUGUGUAGCUGUUCUCUGCCUUGCUGCGGAGGGUAAAAAAUUGUCAUCUACCGUAAAUAUGCUCACAGAGAUCCUAAAAGUAGAUAGCAGCACUAAUUCGGCCAAGCAACACCUUGCCUUGCUAUGCUUAGGAGAAAUUGGGCGAAGAAAAGAUCUAAGCUCACACACUCAUAUAGAAAAUAUUGUGAUAGAGUCCUUCCAGUCACCAUUUGAAGAGAUAAAGUCAGCUGCUUCUUAUGCUCUUGGUAACAUUGCUGUUGGUAACUUACCAAAGUAUCUACCCUUCAUCCUAGACAAAAUUGAUAACCAGCAAAAGAAACAGUACCUACUGCUUCAUUCAUUGAAGGAGGUAAUAGUAAGGCAAUCUGUGGACAAAGCUGAGUUUCAGGAUUCUAGUGUUAACAAGAUACUUCAUCUGCUAUUCAACCACUGUGAAAGUGAGGAAGAGGGUGUUCGAAACGUGGUGGCUGAAUGCCUGGGAAAAAUAGCCCUUAUUGAACCAGAAAAACUCGUUCCAGCCUUGAAGGAAAGAACUUCUAAUCCAGCUGCUUUCACCCGAGCAACAGUGGCAAUUGCUGUGAAAUAUUCUUUAGUUGAGAGGCCUGAGAAGAUAGAUUCAAUUUUGUCAAAUGAGAUCUCAUCCUUCCUCAUGCUCAUCAAGGAUGAUGACCGGCACGUUAGGCGUGCCGCUGUUUUAGCAUUGAGUACUGCUGCUCAUAAUAAGCCUAACCUAAUAAAGGGUCUUCUGCCAGAAUUGUUGCCUCUCCUCUAUGACCAGACUACAAUUAAGCAAGAAUUGAUCAGAACAGUUGACUUGGGUCCUUUCAAGCAUACAGUAGACGAUGGGCUAGAAUUGCGAAAAGCUGCAUUUGAAUGCAUGGACACGUUGUUGGACUCCUGUCUUGACCAAGUGAAUCCUUCAUCUUUUAUUGUUCCAUAUCUUCAGUCUGGUCUUGAUGACCAUUAUGACGUUAAAAUGCCGUGCCACCUUAUCCUGUCAAAACUUGCAGAGAAGUGCCCUUCAGCUGUCUUAGCUGUUUUGGAUUCUUUAGUGGAUCAUCUCCAGAAAACUAUAAAUUUUAGACCAAAACAAGAUGCUGUUAAACAAGAGGUAGACCGCAAUGAAGACAUGAUUCGAAGUGCCCUCCGAGCAAUUGCAUCCUUGAAUCGUAUUGGAGGAGUGGAUUACAGCUACAAGUUUAAAAACCUCAUGGCAGAAAUUGCAAAGUCCCAAACUUUAUGGGACAAGUACUGUUCCAUCAAGAACGAGUGACUUUUUCCUAUCUGUACCCAAGGAAUGCGUAUACAAACUCUAUCCUCCACACAAAUGAGAAGGCAAGGAUUGAUUCAACCCGCCUGGAGCGUUAUUCCUCUAAAAGUCUCGAGUAAUUUGUAAGUUGGUAUUUUCUUUAACUCACACAAUCCAGUUUGGAGAUUUUGUAAUGUAUAGCAUCAGUGUGGUUUUCACCAAUGAUGCCUAGUUUUGUCCACUUGGUCAACUUCAAGAUUGGAUUCCUAGUUUGAAUGAAUGGGUUCUUGUUUG
Molecule: messenger RNA, 4229 nt
Organism: Cuscuta campestris
Lineage: Eukaryota; Viridiplantae; Streptophyta; Magnoliopsida; Solanales; Convolvulaceae
Source: the annotation of a GenBank genome assembly